This is a messenger RNA of Exaiptasia diaphana, 3745 nucleotides long. RefSeq names its product Na(+)/H(+) exchanger beta. The record is from RefSeq and is a predicted model, not a curated record. NCBI's taxonomy places the organism in Eukaryota, Metazoa, Cnidaria, Anthozoa, Actiniaria, Aiptasiidae. Gene Ontology annotation, molecular function: sodium:proton antiporter activity. The transcript has 21 exons. The coding region runs from base 155 to 2296 and encodes 713 amino acids. Gene Ontology annotation, biological process: sodium ion transport; proton transmembrane transport; regulation of pH. Gene Ontology annotation, cellular component: membrane.
UUUUGUAUGACAAUAUGACUGAAAUGCCUGAAUAUAUUUUAGCUCUUGGUUCAGAGUCUGUUUACGCCCAGAAAAUGGUCUGAUUUCUCGUUCGUAUAMCCUGUUCUUCUCUCUUUACUACUGGAAAGUGAUAUCCUUCGUMUAUAUAAACAACAUGAAGGGUUUAGUGUGUUUUGGAGUGGCAAUCGGAGUGGUUUUUGCAGCCACAAUGUGCAACGCGCGGCCGGCGAAGACCAUCAAUGACACAUCAAAUUCGUCUGAUCAUUCUGCACAUCCAAAGGUUGAAUUUGAAGUUGCUACGGUGGAUUUUAAGCGCAUUGAAUGGCCAUUCAUGAUAAUGGUAUGGAUUCUUGUGGCAAGUUUUGCCAAGCUCGGUUUUCAUUUAUCGGCUAAACUAUCUUCAAUUUUUCCUGAAUCAAGUUUGGUAAUUUGCCUUGGAAUUCUCAUUGGUAUAAUAUUACGGUUUUCUGAAUACAAUGUAGAUCUUUUAACCUCUAGAACAUUCUUCCUGUAUAUGCUACCACCUAUUGUGUUAGAGGCUGGCUACUUUCUUCAAGACAAAGCAUUCUUUGAUAAUAUUGGGACAAUACUGCUGUAUGCUGUUGUGGGAACCUUGUUUAAUGCCUUUACUGUGGGGUUUUCUCUGUAUGGUGUGAGUAGUAUGACGGUGGGUUUACCMAUGAUGCAUUGUCUUGUGUUUGGUGCCCUUAUCGCUGCUGUUGAYCCAGUUGCAGUUUUGGCUGUAUUUGAAGAGGUUAAAGUCAAUGUGAUGUUAUACAUCUUAGUGUUUGGAGAAUCUCUUUUAAAUGAUGCUGUUACUGUGGUUCUUUAUCAUAUGUUUGAAAAGAUGGCAUUGGUUGAACAAGUAACCUACAAAGAGGUAUUUCUUGGUAUUUCUAACUUCUUAGUUGUCAGUAUUGGUGGUACAUCUAUGGGUCUGGUGUGGGGCUUGGCAACAGGACUUGUGACUAAAUACACUGACCAUGUCAGAGUAAUUGAGCCAAUAUUUGUGCUGAUCAUGAGUUAUYUGUCCUACCUUGGGACAACCAUCAAACCUUUAGUUAAGUUUCUUCAAGUGAAGUUACAAGCCAGUGAGUCACCAGAUAUGUAUAAACAGCUCAAUGAUAAGUUGUUAGACCACCUUGUAGCAGGAAUGGAGGAAAUUACAGGUCAUCAUGGCCAUAGUUACUACUGGCAAUUAGCUGAGCACUUUCAUAAUCACUAUCUGMGACGAUGGCUGGUGAGAGAAAAUGAAGACAUWGUGAAUGAUGAGGACAUUUUGCUGGCUUAUCGUAAACUUGAGUAUAAAGAUGCAUUAAAAUACUUAGAAAGAGAGGGUAGUGGAUCGUUGUUACUUCCAAGUCCUUCAGGCCAUCACUUGGAAGCUAUGGGCCAAUCAAAGAAUUCUGAAGGAUUAGAUGAUAAUGAACCUCUUUUAAGAGGUGGAGCUUUCCUUCGUGUACCAGACAUUGUAGUGAGAGAUUCCAGGGCAAAUACAGAACCGCCAGAGAGCAGUCUAGUAGUGUCUGACACACCACACAUGGACAUGUACAACCUUACMAGUCUUCUUGUCAGGUCGCGGAGGGCUAUUUCUGCUCAUCGUAAAUUCCAGCGAAAUAAUGUUGUAGACGACUAUGACGAUAUUUUAUCAAAUCAUCGGCGUACCCCAUAUCAUUCACAACCAUUACGCUUCAAAGUGCCAUCACAAGCUGAACCUACCAAACCAAAACACAAACAUCACCAUCAUAGACAUCGGCAUCAUCGUAAACGCCGACGUGGAAAAGGUCAAGAACUAGAAGGCUUUCCUCCAAAGAAAAAACUCUCGACUAUAUUUGAGCCGUCCGAAGGAGAAACAAAGGCCGAAGAAAGAGAAACUGARUUAGCAGAACGCGAUAGAACUCGGAAAGACAGCGAUAAAGACGAAGGAAUAACAUUCAAGAUAGGAGCAGUAAGAUGGAAAAUAGGUCGUCAGCUUUCUGAAGAAGAAACAGAGCGUGAAAGACACAUCAAARCACAAGAGAAAAGCAGACAAGACGAUGAUGACUCGAGCAGUUCAAGCUCAAGUGGUGAUGAAGACUCAAGUACAGGCGACGAACUUGAAAGGGCUAGUAAUUUGGACACUGUACGGGAGGAACCUUCCUGCGGAGGGGCUGAUACGGACAGCCAUAAAAUGGGCUCAAGUAAAAGUGAUCAAGCUUCAGGCGACCAGCCUGAAAGUGUCCCUUUGCUGGGCGCUAGUGGUUCGUCAGAUAAUACAGUUGAUGAAAGCCAAGUGUAUAACGUUAGUGCCCUAUAGCUAUAAUAUUUUGAGAUUAGAAUAUGCACAAUUUACAUUUAGACAAAAUAUAUUGCUUCUACACCGUUUAAACAGGUCAUUUAAAACUAGGUGAAUCAGCUGAUAGCUACUGAUUUGGAGGAGUAAUCUUUAGGCACAGGAAGCCCGAGGCUAUGAAUGACUACGGUGUUAAAGCCAAUGCAAACUUGCCGCGAGACCGACAUUUACAACAGCAUGAACAUUGUUUGGCGUAUAUUGCUAGUGUGUAUGUAAUUUGCGGAUGUUGCAUGCUGUUGGAUGAAGUUCGCAGACCGUAAUCUUUGAAAAAAACGUUGGGUCGGCGCGUUUACGCAUUGCGUUUCCCGUAAAAGCGAAACAGUGCGUGAGCGUGGACUUAAGGAAAGCUGCACAAUUUCUUCAUUUAUCUUAAAUAGCAUAGAAUAGAUUUAAGCCUAUUACAAUUAGUAUAAUUAUCUUAAAAUAGUAAUCACACGUAAUUAGUAUUUUUUCAAUUCGGACGCAUUAUUUACGGACAAAAAUAUUUAAAACAACUUCAAUAGAUUGUUUGAGUUUCCAAAUWGACGAACAAACAAGCACUAGAUUUGUAUAAAUGCAAAACACCAGUUGGUUGUAUCUUAACGUAACUCUUAUUGAGGCUUACGGAAAUAGUAUCAGUUUAACUGAUUGAAUAUAUAGAGAUUUAGUUUCCUCAACAAGGGACACCAAGCCCGGCGCGAAAACUGCUGUGAGGAGUCCAUAGAGAUAGUCUUAUAAUUCAAUUUUAAAUCGCGCAAUGAUACUUAGAAAACUUAUUCGUGAACACAAAUGUAUUAUAAGUUGAAAUUUAACAGUACAUAGCAAUUCUAACCGUAGACUCUCACACAUCCGGAAAGCUUGAAAUGGGAAGAAGUCUGUGCUUGAAAUACGAUAGGAGUAUGUGCAGCGACGCCAUGUUGUGCAGCAAAGCAUCAUGGGAUUUUUAUAAUUUCUUUGCAUGACGUCACUGCAUAUUUCCUACUGUUCUUGUAUUUGAUAGUCCAGAUGAUCUGUAAUAGAUGAGGUGACUGUUUUGGCGGCCAUCUUGUCCGGUAGGCAUAGUGUCUUUCCGAAUUCGAAUUCAGCGAGAWUUAUUUGACAUCGAUUUCCCGGUCAUUCCUUGUUAUUUCGCGACACUAUGCCUACCGGUCCAAGAUGGCUGCCAAAACCCUCACCUCAUCUAUUAAGGUUAUACAUUGAAUAUCUUAAUAGUUAUAAUUUGUGAACACCAUGCAUUAGUGAAAACGUAUUUCACAUUUUUUUUCUCCCAUUCUUCUCAGUUCGGAAUAAAAGCAAGUUGACACCCCAAUAGAAUAUUGCGCAAAAAUUAGCUUUCGUAAAUGUAAUUUUAAAUUGAAMAAUUCAUCAUUGAAACCGAUGUAAAUUAUAGUAUAAUAUGACUUAUUUUAWUAAAAUUAAACCAAGAUAGAAUUA